Messenger RNA from Saprolegnia parasitica CBS 223.65, 1245 nucleotides. RefSeq lists its product as hypothetical. The record is from RefSeq and is a predicted model, not a curated record. Gene Ontology annotation, molecular function: transmembrane transporter activity. Gene Ontology annotation, cellular component: membrane. The transcript has 5 exons. Bases 1 to 1245 code for a protein of 414 amino acids. Gene Ontology annotation, biological process: transmembrane transport. Lineage: Eukaryota; Oomycota; Saprolegniomycetes; Saprolegniales; Saprolegniaceae.
AUGAGCAGCGAGCGCCAACACUUACUCUCGUCGCCCGCCAUGCACAAGUACCAUCUUGCGCCGCCGCUAUGGUUCGCCUUCAGCCUCAUCGGCGGCAUGAUCUACGGCUACAACGUCAGCAUUGCGCCGUCGCUGCCCUACAUCGCCGACAGCCUCAACCUCUCGACGUCGCAUCAAGAGAUGGCGAGUGCAUCCGCGACGCUGAGUGACGCGGCCGCCAUGCUGAUCGGCGGGCGGCUCGCCGACAGCUUUGGCCGGCGCAAGGUCGCCCUGCUCGCGUGCGCCAUGACGAUGCUUGGCGCCAUCGGGUCGGCUGCGUGGCACAGCAACUUUGGCGCGUUCCUCUUUUGGCGGCUGUGCACCGGCGUUGGCAACGGGCUCUCGAUCCUGAUUUUGCCCAUGUACAUUGCCGAGGGCACGGACACGGCGACGCGUGGCAUGGCCGUCGCCUUUUAUCAGCUCGGCGUGCUCUCGGGCACCGUGCUGCCGUACGUUGUGAUUUUGCUCUCGGAGAGCUGGCUCCUCACGAUGCUGCUGGGCUGUCUGCCUGCGGCCUGCAUUGCGACCAGCUUUCUCACAGGCCUCUUCAAGGAGAGCCAGGCGUGGCGCGGCUACAAGAACGACCUCGCCGCGACGACUGCGCUCGAGGCGCGAUUGGACGCCGACGAUGCGACGCCGCUGACGCCGGAUGUCGGGAGCCCGCACUCGGUGCGGGAGCUCUGGAUUGGUAUCCUCCUCGCGUACUCCAACAACUCGAUCGACGCGUCGCUUUUUACGGGCCGCAAAUUGUUCGUUGUCGCCAUGGUGUUCCUCGUCACCAAGUACUCGCGGCGCCAGAUCUACCUCGUGACCCACACGGUCGUCGUCGUCGCCUUCCUCGCGUGCUUUGUGCUCUUUGAAUUUGUGCCCGCGAUCGACACGCCGCACUCGGCGGCCUCGAACGUGCUCAUUCUAGCACUCGCGAUGCUCGUCGUCUUUCAAACGUGCGGCCCGGGCCUCCUCUUUGUCCUGAUUGUGUCCGAGAUGUUUGGCCACGGCGCAGUCCGCGCGCGCUACAUGAGCUACUGCACGUUUGCCAUGUCGGCGUUCUCGCUGCUCAUCAACGGCACCAUGCUCUCGCUCUUUGAGGGCAUUGGUGUCGGCGCGACCUUUGGUGGCUACGGCUUGACGUAUGCGAUCUGCUUGGUCGUCUUUUACAAGUGGCUGCCCGAGACUAAGACACGUGGCAUCAUGGAGCACCCGUAA